Pyricularia oryzae 70-15 is the source of this 2518-nucleotide messenger RNA. RefSeq lists its product as uncharacterized. The coding region runs from base 1019 to 2053 and encodes 344 amino acids. NCBI's taxonomy places the organism in Eukaryota, Fungi, Ascomycota, Sordariomycetes, Magnaporthales, Pyriculariaceae. The transcript has 2 exons. The record is from RefSeq and is a predicted model, not a curated record.
UUUUUUUUUUCGGCAGCCUGUCCGUGGUUUAUUUCUUUGUUGGUUGUUGUUCGUCCUUUUUUUCUUUCUCUCUUUCCAUCUCUUGUUCGUAUUUUCUUUCAUCUUUUAUCCUGUUGCAUAUGUUCUAUAAACAGAGACGGCCACCACCAUAAAACCAAAAGAAAAGGAGAAAAAAAAAGGCCAAAGCGACCCAGGGACAGACAGUAACAUAACAAUUACAGUUUGCGUUGGCUUGAAUUUUGAAGCCUACAUAUCCUUGCCUCCCUCACCUCCACUGGCCUUUUGAUACCGGUCUUCCCGACAUCCGUGUUUAUGCAACAAGUCAUUACCGAACAUAUCUCUUGACAAAAGCCCCAAUCUUUCAUACCAUCACAUUAAACCUGCUAUCUUCCGUAAUUUUACCCAGCAGUCCGAAAGAAAGCACCCACAGCCUGUCCUUAUGCUUCUUUGAUACUUUGUUGUCUUUUAUCUUUCUCUAUUGUUCUGAACAACCCCCCCCCCCCCCAAAAAAAAAAAAAUUACCACACAUCUGGUAUUUACUUGGCCGCGGGUAAAGCUGAUUGUUAUAACGACCAACGACAUCUGUUAUUGUCACUUGCGUGUGACGAAACAAAGUUAAAUAAACUUGAUCAGCCGACCGAAUCUCAUCUAUCUGAUCAGAAAAUUGGGGGUUGUAUUCAAAUCCUUCUCGGGACGUACCGCUCGAGAUUUAUAUCCAGCCAAACAGUUCCGGUUGUUCCGGUGCCCGCCAAAUUUUCUAAUAACCGAGCCGUGAAAGCCUCACGGACCGAGUCAUAAAACCUCUUCUUUGCAUGUGAGAGGUGAGGCUAGGAGCACAACAUCGAAACUAGGUCCUCUGUUUGGAUGGUUCCAACUCGGCUAAUCUGAGGACGGGGCUUUCACGGUGUGUUCUGGCCUGGCAUUUCCGUCGGGGGCAACCAAACAAAUCACUGGCAAAUUGGUUCUAUCGUCCUGUUGAGGCGUGAAAAAAAAAGAAAAAAAAAGAAAACAGAAAACCAUGGCAGCAACUAGAUCCAAUCCCUCAGUGAUGACGGACGGGCUGCCAGAUGCAAGCGCGGAACCGUUGAGCGUGGUGGAGUCCCCAGCCUCUGGCACGGCUUUGGCGCGUUUCGAGUUCGAGACGGGCAAGGGCAACGAAGGGACAAAGAUCCUCAUGGUGGAGUGGGAUGCAGCCUCAACGGCGAUGGGCAGCAGGCAGAUGGAGGACUGGCAGGUCUCGUGGGAGGGCAAGACCACCGUGCUCCCAAUCCGAGACCCGGAACUGUCCGAGGGCGGCUCGUCGAACCGCCGCGUCUACUUCCUGCUACCACCGGGCGCCCCAAUACCGCCGCUGGUGACUAUUUCCAGGACCGGGGCCGGUGCCACCUCGGACCCGCUGCGGACCAAGCCCCUGCCGGCAAUCUUCCACCCGGCCCUUCUUGGGGCUGAGACCAAGCAAGAGGUUGGGCUGAGGGGUGUGCUUCAUACCAUCUGGGCCAAGAAGCGACUGGUGGAGCUGCAGGCCGAGAUGGACCGGGAGGCCAAGUCCAACGGGGAGAGCGUUGGGCUGGAGAUGGCGCUGCAGGAGAGGAACUGGAUCGUAGAGCACUUUGGCUUGUCCGAGUCGUAUGCGCCCAAGCAGCAGCAGGCCGUGCCUCUCAGUCCGACGAGUCCUACAAGUCCGAGGUCGCCGAUUGGAGGAAAGCUGGGAGAAAAGUUGAAGGGUUUGAAGCUUGCCACUUCACCUACGGAGCUGGCUGCUGCUUCUCAGCUUUCGAAAGCCCAGGUCUCUUCCCUGUCUCCUCAAGCAGCAGAUAUGGCAGUGCCAUCAUUUCUGGCUUUCCAGGGACGUGGACCUCCUGGCAGGACAGCUGGUACCGGUACCAUGGCUAGUAACCCCGGCAUUGCGUCCCUUGACGCAAUGAUGGGGGGAGGACCAGGGGCCCCCGUCACCGGCUUCAACAGCGUUGUUGAUACGGAAGAGGAACUGUUUGCCUUACCGAUGAGCCCAAGGAGUCCCGAGAUGACGAGGAGCCCCUUCAGCAUGCUCUAAGGCGGUACGGGGAAUAUGACAGCUGUUUGCAGUCAAAUGCUGUUGUUGUGUUGCGAGGCGCCGGCAAAUCGCGCCGCAUAUCCUUCGUACAAAUGGGGGAUCUUUUCAGGAAGAUACAAGACGGUGGAAGUUAUUACCCGUAGCGGAUCAUAUAAAGGGGCGCCUCGGACUACGGAGUCAUAGAGGAGACAUGCUUUCGUCUACGCAAGGGAUUGGGACGAUGUUGAAGAUGACUUGAUGAUUUAGCAGUAUAUAGCGGCUUAUGACGGGCUUGGUAGGUCACGUCGUUUAGCAGUAGGAUGCAUGGUUUUCUCGAUGCUGUCUACUGAGAUUGAAUAUGCUCCAUGUUCCCAUAUAGUUUCAUGUCAUAGCAGCAAAGAGGACAUGCAGAUCAAAACUCAUGCUCUCGAAUAGCCCUCAAGCUCAUACUCGCAAGAUUAACAAAGCAACAACAUUGUCUGGACA